Messenger RNA from Periophthalmus magnuspinnatus, 3071 nucleotides. RefSeq names its product F-box protein 10 (gene fbxo10). Gene Ontology annotation, molecular function: protein binding. Lineage: Eukaryota; Metazoa; Chordata; Actinopteri; Gobiiformes; Gobiidae. Gene Ontology annotation, biological process: protein ubiquitination; ubiquitin-dependent protein catabolic process; regulation of apoptotic process. The transcript is spliced from 10 exons. Bases 27 to 3038 code for a protein of 1003 amino acids. The record is from RefSeq and is a predicted model, not a curated record.
UGUUAUUACAUUGCCUGCUCACGCUAAUGUGUGACUGUGCUGCGUUUCUAGGUACAGCUCCCAUUACUGAGUUCCCAGCUGGUGUCGCUGCUGCCAUGGAGGUGGGCAGCCUCCCUGUGGAGCUCUGGAGGCUUAUUUUGGCCUAUCUUCCCCUCCCAGACUUGGGGCGCUGCUGCCAGGUGUGCCGAGCCUGGCGGGAGCUUGUCCUGUCCUUGGAUAACACCCGCUGGAGACAACUGUGCCUGGGCUGCCCGGAGUGCAAGCAUCCCAACUGGCCCAGUCAGCCUCAUGUAGAGCCACCGUCCUGGAGAGAGGCCCUGAAACAGCACGCUUUGGCCACCCGCACAUGGACUCAAAAUGGACCAGAGCUUCAAUCAUCUGCCUGCUUGGUGUUUUUUCGCCGCCGGAAAGAUCGCAGAACUUGGCAUGUUGGACCAGGAUGUGAAUUUGAGACCUUACGUGGUGCUCUUGGUGUAGCUGGGCCAUAUGAUCGUGUUGUUCUCCACCCAGGAGUGUACGAGGAGCAGGCUGAACUGGCUAUAAAGGUGCCAGUGGAGUUGAUAGGACUGGGUACUCUAGGUGAGGUGGCCCUCUUAGUUUGUAUAGAGCAACAGUGCCCUACUGCUCGUCUAUGUAAUCUAGUCUUCAUGCCACCGUGGUUUUCUACAGUGGUCUACAAGACAUCAUGGGGACAUGUUCAACUAGAUAACUGCAAUUUUGAAGGAGCUCAGCUACAAAUUCGUGGACCAGGAACUUGCCAGGCUCGAUUCUGCUCCUUCUCGCAGAGCAGUUCUGCCCAUUUAAUUGGUGUUGCACUUAGUUUACUGGACAGCUGUGAUUUUUCAGGCAGUGAUAUAGCCUCUGUAACAGUUGAAGGCCCCCCUACAUCAGAAAGGAACUGGGCUUGUAAACACUUGGCUGCCCUGACAAGGACAUUUCCGACUUGUUUUGUAUCCGAGAGUAGUGGCAAUCUAAAACCUAAUUCCUUAUCCUCUGUUGAACCUCAUCCCCCAGGAUGCAAUAAUAAGAACUCUAUGAGCAUCGAUGAAUGGCAGAAGAAGGUUUUGUUAGAGGGUGUGUGCCACAGCACAGUCAUUGAAGAUGGAUGGAGUGAUGGUGAGCAUAGUGAGGCAGAAGACGACAAUCUAGACAGUGAAACGGGAAAUAAAAGUAUCUCUUUUACUUUGGAUUACAAAAUUCCAUGUGACCAUCACGGCCUGUCCCACCUACUGAAGCCCCAGACAAAUGGCUCCCUUCCACUGGCUUCUUGCCCUGAUCCACCAUCUGAAACACCAGAGCCUCUCACUUUUCAGCAAGAACUAGAGCGAGAUCCAGAGGCUAACAUGCUGGCAGCAUCGACUUUAGGAUGCAUCCUCAGACGGUGCCUCUUUAGAGAUGGAAAAGGAGGAGUCCAUGUCUCAAAUUAUGGACAAGCUCGGCUAGAAGGCAAUGUUUUUCGUGGGCUAAAUUAUGCUGUUCGAUGUAUUCAAAAUUCCACAAUCGUAAUGCUGAGGAAUGAAGUGUGCGAGUGCCGGGCCUCUGGUGUGUUUUUGCGCCUCUCUGCUCAGGGUCUUAUAGCAGAAAAUAACAUCCACUCAAAUGGAGAAGCAGGACUAGACAUUAGAAAGGGAGCAAACCCUAUCAUUGUGUGUAACCAAAUACAUAGUGGUUUGCGUUCUGGUGUUGUGGUACUUGGAAAUGGAAAAGGAUCCAUACGGAGUAACCUGAUCUACAACAACAAAGAGGCUGGUGUAUAUAUACUCUUUAGUGGGAAUCCUGUGGUUAGUGGGAAUCACAUUUUUCAGGGCCAGGCAGCAGGGAUUGCCAUUAAUGAGAAUGGAAGAGGAAUGAUAACAGAUAAUGUGAUCCGAGAGAACCAAUGGGGCGGUGUGGACAUCCGCCGAGGAGGAGACCCAGUUUUGAGGAAUAACUAUAUUUGUCAUGGCUAUUCCGAUGGCGUUGUGGUGGGAGAAAGAGGUCGUGGACUUAUUGAGGGAAAUCAUGUUUACUGUAACAAAGGCUGUGGUGUGUGGGUUAUGUCAUCCAGCCUCCCACAGCUCUUAGGAAACUUCAUCACCCAUAACUGCAUGUAUGGGCUGGCAGUAUUUUGCAGGAAGGAUCCAGAGAAUAUUGAAGUGAGAGAGGGAAACUGGCCAGGGCAGGAUGGCAUGGGAGACGGAGGAGCUAAUGGGGAGAGAAGAGGAGUGGAGGCGGAAGGACGAGAUGGUCAGGAGAACCUUAAUGAGGAGGGGGAGCUGUUUGCCUGGGAGAGUGAUCUGGACAGCGAGGAUGAGCGUCACUCUGCCCGACGCUCCAUCAGUGUGGCAUUAGUGGAGGGUAACUGCAUGAGCUACAAUGGAGCUGUUGGACUUUAUGUGAAGAGCAGUGAACCACUCAAUGCAUUUAGUAACCUUGUGAAUUGUAACCGUGGAACUGGCAUUGCUGUCCAGCAGAGCAGUCAGCUAACUCGACUGGUUGCAAACUGCAUUUUGGAAAACGGCCGUGGUGGUGUUGCAGUGGAGAAGGAUAGUCGAGUGGAACUUCGAGGAAAUGGCAUUUAUGAAAAUGGAGGUCAUGGACUUGUUUUUUGUGGAAACGGACAGAUAGUGGAAAAUGACAUGCUGGGAAACUGUGGAUAUGGGAUUCAGGUGUCUGGAAAUGCUGAUAUUAAGGUCUUGCGCAAUCGUGUUCAACCCGCACAGGGCUGUGGAAUUGCUGUACUAGGAGCUGUAAGAGGUGUUGUCCACGACAAUGUGAUAUUCCAGGGACAUCCUGGAAACAAAAAAACUCUGCUGUACAUGGAUCCAGGCAAUGAGAGCUGUGUCUUACGCAACAAUAGUAUUAUAAAGCAUAAUAACUGCAAUACGUUUGCUUCUGCUUUUAUGCUGGAAAAUCCUCCCCCUCGUCCACAAGCCAGCUCUCCCGGCCUUUCCUCAUCUCAAUAUCCUUCACGGCUUGGAAUUUCUAUGACAAACAGGAUAAGUGCCACUGUAGAGAAUGGAUGCCACAGUGGUAGCAUGUUUUGCACUAUCCUCUGAGUUCUGGAGAGCAUUAAUGAGUGAUAAUUUAGU